AUGGCGACGCGAAGAAUCAUCUCGAGCGAGAAGACGCUCCUGGAGAAAGAUGACACCGUAGGCUCCAGCCCAGCAGCCAACGAAAAGUCCAACAUCACCCCGGCCGUCCCGACGGACGUGAUAGUGAAGCUGCUGGCAUUCACAUUCGCCAUGAUUGUCUUCCCGAUUGGCUCGUACUUCCUCACUGUGAACACCAUUUUCAACGGAAACACAACGUUUGCGGGCGCAACGGCUGCCGUCAUGGCUAACGUUGUGCUCAUCGCAUAUGUGAUUGUGGCGAUGAAAGAAGAUCAGUCAGACCAGCUCGGUGACGGUGCAUCGAACGAGAAGAAGAAGGAUCGUUGA
This is a messenger RNA of Phaeoacremonium minimum UCRPA7, 345 nucleotides long. RefSeq names its product putative vacuolar atpase assembly integral membrane protein vma21 protein. The record is from RefSeq and is a predicted model, not a curated record. Gene Ontology annotation, cellular component: endoplasmic reticulum membrane. NCBI's taxonomy places the organism in Eukaryota, Fungi, Ascomycota, Sordariomycetes, Togniniales, Togniniaceae. Gene Ontology annotation, biological process: vacuolar proton-transporting V-type ATPase complex assembly. Bases 1 to 345 code for a protein of 114 amino acids. The transcript has 3 exons.